AUGUUCCUCAAGAAGCCAGAUCUGACUGCUGGCUGUCGCCCAACCCUCGCCCCAGAUGAGACGCUGCUCGUUGUGCAAGACGGGGUGGGCCUCUAUGAAGGGAAAUACAAGAUUGCCUCUUGUCAAAAAGGCCAUGCCUACCUGACCUCUCACCGAGCUUGUUAUGUUGAUGAUGCCGACCCACGUGCCAACUCGUGGGCCAUUGACCUGAAGGACGUGGAGCGACAUGAAUAUCAGGCGGGCUUCCUCAAAUCAUCGCCUAAAAUAACAUUGUAUUCCAAACCCGUCAAGCGUGGCUUCGGUUCUGCAAGUCGGUCAGCCGUCACUCAAUCACCGGCUUUCCAAAGGAUCACCUCUGCGUCUUCUCCUUCAUCUCGCUCUACGAGCCCAUUCAGACCGUCUCGAGAUUCUCCAGCGGAGCUGCCUGUAGUGGUUGGGACUUGGGUUUGUCCUAUAUGCUCCUUUUCCAACCCUGUGCCGUCCAAUUUCGAUCCUACGAUUGCCACUGAGGCUUUCCCUCUGCCGCCAUGUCUAGCUUGCGGCAUCAAGCCACCCUUUGCUACUGUGCUCAAAGCGGCCAUCGCGGCGAAUGCUAAGCACGUACCUGAGAGCAUACCCCCUUCUGAGGUGGCUUCAGAUCAAGGCUCACAGCCCAGGGUAAAUCGAUCUUAUGACGAUGGCAAUACUUCCAACACCAUUCCUUGUCCUCGUUGUACGUUCCAUAACCAUCCAGGGAUGCGUGCUUGUGAGAUCUGUUCUGCACCGCUUCCUAAGCCGAUUCACCUCCAGAGAGUCGAAUUGGAGGAGUCACUCGCACGAUCUGGAUCCCCAGGACCCGAAAUAUCCGGGCUUACCUUGGAAGAAGGACAACAGCCCUCAAGUGUGAAAUUCUCCUUCCGCACUGGCGGGGACAAAGUCUUCUAUGACCGGUUAAAGAAUGCAAUGAUACAGCGCAAAUGGCUGCUGCAGAUUGCCCCUCCGAUUCCUCGGACGGAUAUCGACCCUGUCUCAAGACCUUUCAAUAGCGAAAGCAGUACACCACCUGCAUCACGACCAGUCUCCGUUGGGAUAGCUGGACUGGAACAACGUGGCCUACAAACAAGGAAGAUCAACGAAACAGUUCUGGGUAAUGCAUUCGAGGAUCUGGAGGCUCUAAUGGCAUCCGCAAAGGACGUUGUAGCUCUUGCCGAGCGCUUUGCAGUGGAAUCAGGCACUGGUCUGGGCCUUUCCAGCCCCACCUCUGAUCCUGUUCUUUCUCAGUCAGCGGCUGCCCUAGGGAUGGUCACAACAAAAGACGUCCUCGGAGACAGUUCGAAUUCGCUUUACGUGUCUGAAUUGGCCCGAAAUCUUGCCGAGUAUGCAACUGAUGAUCGACGGGGAAUUCUUCGAGGCCAGGGAGGCACCAUGAGUCUCGUUGAUCUAUGGGCCAUGUUCAACAGGAGUCAAAAUGGCGUGGAACUGGUCAGCCCCUCUGACUUUCGCAAGGCCGCCGAAGCCUGGGUGAAGCUUGGCCUUCCGGUUAAGCUGCGAAGAUUCAAGAGUGGCCUCCUCGUCGUGCAGCGACGCGAUGCGAGCGACGAGAAGACAAUCAGCCAGAUCAAGGAGUGGCUGAACUACUUGAAGGCAACCGAAGUAGAGCAAGUGCUUCCAUGGGACUGGAAAACCUACGGUUUUGGGGUGACGGCUCAACAGGCGGCCUCCCGGUUUGGAUGGAGUCUUGGAGUGGCCACCGAGGAGCUCGAGAUGGCGGAGGAACGGGGAGCGCUGUGUCGAGAAGAGGGUGUUGAAGGACUGAAGUUCUGGCUGAACUUCUUGCUUGAAGAUGAAUAG
This is a messenger RNA of Capronia coronata CBS 617.96, 1830 nucleotides long. RefSeq lists its product as uncharacterized. NCBI's taxonomy places the organism in Eukaryota, Fungi, Ascomycota, Eurotiomycetes, Chaetothyriales, Herpotrichiellaceae. Gene Ontology annotation, cellular component: late endosome membrane; ESCRT II complex. Gene Ontology annotation, molecular function: ubiquitin binding; phosphatidylinositol-3-phosphate binding. The record is from RefSeq and is a predicted model, not a curated record. Gene Ontology annotation, biological process: protein transport to vacuole involved in ubiquitin-dependent protein catabolic process via the multivesicular body sorting pathway. The coding region runs from base 1 to 1830 and encodes 609 amino acids. The transcript is spliced from 3 exons.